ACAGUCUAUUUACUUAACAGGUCAUUUCACGAAAAGUAGAUAGUGUACUGACAUAUGUAUGCAGAUGCAAGUAUUAGCAGUCAAGUAUGCGGCAUAGGUUCAAGUUACGACGUUGAUGCUAAUGCCCAUUGACGAUCGGAUGUUUUGAAGUGGCACGCGAGGUGAGGCCUUCGUUGAAUGCAGUGUGCGGAUCUAAAAGCAGGCGACGAUCAACCAUCGCUGCGGAGCAAGGCAGUCGCAGGAAGACAAGCGUGCGCGCAGCUCGCUAGUAUUCGCAACCUCCGUCGCGCGUGCGUGCUUACCUCAGUGCGGCUGUUUGUGUUCUCCAUGUUACGUGCAUAAUACAACAAAAUGAAGUUUCAUAUUAAAUUUUUCGACUUCAUACCGGCGCGGUUCAACGUGGCCAUCAUGAUGUUCUUCGCGUGUUGGGUCAACUACAUGAUGCGAGUCAACAUGAGCGUCAACAUCAUUGCUAUGGUGCCCGAUGACAGUACUACUACAUCGGUGAAAAGCGAGUGCGAGGCCAUUGUGGCAAACGAUACUUCGUUGUAUAACAGUACUGUGGUCACCAAGCGAGAACUAAGACAGCCAGAUGGGGUGGUUACCUUCGAUUGGACAGCUCAGCAGCAAGCAUACGUGCUGUCAGGAUACUUCUGGGGAUACUCCAUCUCCUGUCUGGUGGGAGGAACAGCGGCCGAAUUCUGGGGACCAAGGAAGCUGGUAUUCGUCACCAUGCUGUUGAUCGCCAUCCUGACCAUCUUGAGUCCCCAGGCAGCAAGAAUACAUUAUAUGGCACUCGUGGCUGUCAGAUUCGUCAGCGGGUUGGCAGCGGGAUUCCUGUUUCCUUCACUUCACGCAUUAGUGGCUCACUGGGCGCCUCCCCAGGAAAAGGGCAAGUUCGUGAGCGCUCUGCUAGGUGGCGCUAUCGGUACUGUAGUCACCUGGUCGCUUACAGGACCUCUUAUUGAAAACUUCGGAUGGGAUUACGCGUUUUAUGUUCCCGGAGUAAUCGCGUUAGUAUGGUGUAUUCUAUGGUGGUUUUUGGUUUACGACUCUCCAGUCCAACAUCCACGGAUAUCUGACACUGAGAAGAAAUACAUCCUUGAAGCUAUAGGCGACAAAGUCAACCAGAGUUCAACGGAAGCUAAGGUCGUUCCGCCCUUCAGAAAAAUUUUGACAUCGUUCCCAUUCCUCGCGAUGGUGAUCUUGCACUAUGGUAGCAACUGGGGUCUAUACUUCGUGAUGACAGCGGCUCCUAAGUUCGUGUCCAGUGCCCUCGGCUUUAACCUGACUUCCACAGGCACUCUCUCCUCACUACCAUACCUCGCCAGAAUGAUAUUCUCACUCAUAUUUGGAGCCAUCGGUGACAGAAUCGUAAAACAAAAUAUAGUAUCAACAACGUUUAUGAGGAAAUUCUUCUGUUUAUUCUCCCACGUGGUGCCUGGUCUGCUCCUCAUCGGGUUAGGGUACACGGGCUGCGCGCCCAUCCUAUCUGUAGCUCUAAUCACAUUCUCCAUGGGGUCUAACGGGGCGGCCACCCUGACCAACUUGGUGAACCAUCAGGACCUGGCACCUAACUUCGCUGGCACACUGUACGGCAUUGCCAAUGGAAUAGGCAACACUGCUGGCUUUGUUACGCCGCUGGUCACUGCUCACUUCACCAAGAACGGAAAUGGAUUCGCAGAAUGGCGGCCAGUGUUCAUUACGGGUGCGUCGCUGUACAUUGCGUCUGCCGGGUACUUCAUUCUGUUUGGCACAGCCGAGACUCAAUCCUGGAACUACAUCGCUCCCGUUGAAGAAGAAGAAGACAAGAGACAGACGAAUUCUAGUUCCACAGAUACAACUGUGACGAUCUCACCUAAGACAUAGGCCGACAUUUAAGUAGUGCACACAAAUGCAAGAAGUAACGCGUACAUAAGUCUGCAGAAUAGGUAUUUGUAUCCGUAAGUAGUAUUUAAGUUUGUAUUAUUAAAUCGCCAUAAUUAUUUAAUUACUUGGUCCACAAUUUGUCAAUACAAGUACAUAGAUUUUUGAUACUUUUGAUAGAGCUGGUAUCCUAUUUCAAUAGUAACAUUACUAAGGUGUAAUUUGUGUAUUGAGUUGUUGAAUUUGUACGUUUAACAUUUGCCACAAUAUAAUGAAUUAUUGUUGUUAUUCCACUUUGUACAUCUCCAAUAUAUAAUAAGUAAAUGAAUAAAUUAAGUAUCAACUUGCGAGUUAAUAAAAUAGUCGGUACCUAGUUAUAUUGGAAUCAGAUUAUACACACCAGACUUUUAGUGUGCUUGGUGAUUUGUAUUAUUUUACCGAUCAAUUGUAACUUGUAGAUUGUGUACUUUAGCUAUAUUAGCUUUAGAUUUGUUUCUUGACCAUUAAUGUAAGUUCCAACACGAUGUUGACGACGGUGUUAGUAAAGACAAUAUUAUUAACAUAAACUUGGAAUACGGAUGGAUCAAUAGAUAAAUAGAAAUAGAUUAAUGUUCUAUGAAAACAAAAGUCUUGAUAAGAUAAUUUAUACUGCAAUGGAGAUUCGAAAGCCAAUGCUCAUACUUAACAUUUUCAUUCUCAUUAUUGAAUUCCUUGUUUCGAUAGGGGCUUAUAAUAAUUUAUUAAUCGACCUGGUAACAGAAUGUGGGAGAAUUACAAGAUGCUCUCUUUUAGUUGACUCAUUAAAUUAUCAUAAUUAUUCCUUGCGUUACUAUCUCGUCUAUAAAAGUCUGUUAAAGCGAUGACCUACCUACUCAUGCUCGUCUAUUCGAAUAGAAUUUAGGCUUCGGUGACACUAGGGCGAGCCGCGACAGCUUUUAACCUCGUAACAUUUUAUUUUAUGAAGAUUAAGAUGCGGGAUAAAACCGCUUGAGCGGCAGCUUAUAUUCGGUUUCUUGUUACACGAAAUGACAAAGUUAAAACCACCACAGUCCCGCCCUAGUGUGCCGGCCCUAUGAGGUUGACUAAUGAUUUGCCGUAUGUCAAUGACACUUCCAUACAUUGAUAUUUGCAUACUUUCGAAUUAAGUAAUGAUUAUUUGUAAAUAGCCGAAUUAUUAAUAAAUACUUUAAUUUAAUGAAUGUACACAAGUUUUAUAAGUUUACUUGAACUAUUAAGGUUUUGUUUUAUUUGUGACUGUGAUGAUGAUAUAAGAGUGAAUUAUGUGAAUUUUAUAAAAUUAAUUAAAUUAUUGUAUAUGA
Spodoptera litura is the source of this 3185-nucleotide messenger RNA. RefSeq names its product putative transporter slc-17.2. Gene Ontology annotation, molecular function: transmembrane transporter activity. Gene Ontology annotation, cellular component: membrane. Gene Ontology annotation, biological process: transmembrane transport; monoatomic anion transport. Lineage: Eukaryota; Metazoa; Arthropoda; Insecta; Lepidoptera; Noctuidae. The record is from RefSeq and is a predicted model, not a curated record.